GAUAUUGUUAAUUUCAUGUGUGACCACUGAAGCCUGUUUUCUGAUCUGUGGUGAACAGGAAGUGGUUCGGGUCAAACAGGUUUUCUCUCUUUCUUUAACACAGAUUUCAUUCAACAGGAAAGAGGAAGGGGAAAGGGGAAGCCUCAAGUUUCCUGAAUCAUGAAACUUUCCUUUGUGAGGUCACAGCGUUUCCUGUCUUCCUCUUUCUUAGAUCCACACCUGAGGUUCAAGUCGGCACAGAAGCUCCAGACACUUCAGACGGACGUUUAGUUAUUCUAUCGAAAUGUUGUCAGAACAGAAUGGGAACUUCACGACCCCUGUCCCUGGCGGCGGCUGCCCACCUGUCGGGAUUCAACUGGAGGGGGUCAUCCUUCCCCCUGUCCUCACCAUUGAUGUCAUACUGGGGCUGCUGGGUAAUGUAGUGGCCCUGUGGAUCUUCUGUUUCAAGCUGAAGACCUGGAACCCCAACAACCUGUUUCUCUUCAACCUGGUCAUCGCCGACUUCUUCGCUCUGGUCAGUCUCCCUCUGAGGAUCGAUGCCUUGCUCAGGGGUCACUGGGUGUUUGGAGACGGGUUGUGCCGAAUCAACCUCUUCCUCAUGUUUUCCAACCGCUCGGCCAGCAUCGCUCUGAUGACCGUGGUGGCCAUCUACCGCUACUUCAAGGUGGUCCACCCUCACCACAGGUUCAACCGGAUGAGCCAGCGUCAGGCGGCGCUGGUGUCGCUGCUGGUCUGGCUGCUGGUGAUCAGUCCUCGGGUUCCCAUGUUAGCUUACAGCCACAUCAAGGGCGGCGGCAACAGGACCCAGUGCUUCUUCUUCACGUCUUACAAAGAGGCCUCGCGCGCCAUCAUCAUCCUGGUCAGCAUGCACCGGAUCCUGACGGUGCUGGAGUUCGUCUUCCCGCUCGCCAUGCUGCUCUUCUGCUCCGUCCGGAUCUCCAGCUUCCUGAAGCAGCGGCAGAUGGGCAAACCCGACAAGGUGCGCAAGGCCAUGCGUGUGUGCGCCGCCAUUGUUUUAGUGUUCAUGGUUUGCUUCUUGCCCACCACGGUGACCACCAUCGGGGUUUGGGCGGUCCGCUCCUACCGCCCGUGGGACUGCUCCGCCUUCUACACCUUCACACAGCUCACCAUCGUGUCUCUGGGACUGAACUUCCUCAACUCAGCCCUGGACCCCAUCAUCUACAUCUUCUCCAGCUCCAUGUUCAGGAAGGCGCUCUGCAGCUUGCUGCCCCGCCCCCCGUGCUGUGGUCAGGACGCCGCCGCCAACGGGAACACGACCUCCUCCUCAGCGAGUCAGAGCACGAGCCAACAGGAGCUGAAGUCCAUGAGGAGGAGCAGAGGGAGUGAAGCCCUUUGACGGAACUCCACAACUCUUCAUUACUGCUUCUGAUUGAUGCUGAAGUUUUAUUCACGUUUGUUGUUUAUGAAAAUGUGUCGGUUCAUUCGUUAAAAAUUAAUAUUCCUUUAACAAAAAAUGUGGGUUUUAAUUCUGUGUUUAUUAAAACUUUUGAAUAAAUUUUGACUGAGAAAUGAGCCAGAAGUUCACAUGACACAAGGAGAUCUGACGCCACCUGCAGGCGACCAAAUGAAAUGCACCGAUAACU
Molecule: messenger RNA, 1604 nt
Organism: Platichthys flesus (European flounder)
Lineage: Eukaryota; Metazoa; Chordata; Actinopteri; Pleuronectiformes; Pleuronectidae
Gene: hcar1-3
Product: hydroxycarboxylic acid receptor 1-3
Exons: 2
Coding region: 284-1357 (357 amino acids)
Biological process (GO): G protein-coupled receptor signaling pathway
Cellular component (GO): membrane
Molecular function (GO): G protein-coupled receptor activity
Source: RefSeq, a predicted model, not a curated record